AUGCGACUCACAGUAGAGUUGAUCCAGAACUCCCUCUCUUACCUCAACCCACUCAAAGAGCGAGAGCUCGAUCUUCGAGGCCAUAAGAUUCCCGCUAUUGAGAAUAUGGGUGCUGCGAAGGACCAUGACGCCAUCGAUCUCACCGACAAUGACAUCUCCUCUAUCUCCAACUUCCCUUUCUCCCCGCGCCUCCGAACCUUGCUUCUCGCCCGCAAUCGCGUCUCGCAUAUCAACCCAUCGAUAGCAUCCUCGAUCCCAAACUUAACAACCCUAGUCCUUACGGCGAAUAGCGUUGCAGAGCUUGCGGAUCUGGAGCCAUUGAAACUUUUGACGAAACUAACACAUUUAUCGCUACUGGAGAAUCCUGUGACAAAGAAAGAGAAUUACCGCCUCUGGGUAAUCUUCCUUCUGCCCACAGUACGCUUUCUCGAUUACCGAAAAGUCAAGGACGUGGAACGAAACCGUGCCGCGGACCUUUUUGGCACCCCUUCAAACCCCACCCCUCUAACCUCCAAAAUUAUGGGCAUUAAAUCUCGCACUUUCGACCCCUCGACAUCAUUGCUUAGAACAGGAACAGCACGCGAUACAUCGUCACAACAAACCGGCGAGCGACCAAUUCGCGUUAAACUUACGGAAAAGGAGCGGAAACGAGUGGAGAAAAUGAUCCGGGAAGCAAAGAGUUUACAGGAAAUUACGAAGCUUGAGCGGGAGUUGAAUGAAGGGAGGAUACCCGGUGGUGCGCUAGGAGAUGGGGUUGAUGAUAAUGAAGCAAAAGAUAACGACACUGAGAUGGCAAUGUAA
Molecule: messenger RNA, 801 nt
Organism: Histoplasma capsulatum G186AR
Lineage: Eukaryota; Fungi; Ascomycota; Eurotiomycetes; Onygenales; Ajellomycetaceae
Product: small nuclear ribonucleoprotein U2
Exons: 4
Coding region: 1-801 (266 amino acids)
Biological process (GO): mRNA splicing, via spliceosome
Cellular component (GO): U2 snRNP
Molecular function (GO): protein binding; U2 snRNA binding
Source: RefSeq, a predicted model, not a curated record